GUCGUCGCCAUGGGCAGUCGGCGCAACGAGCCUGCAGGCGUUGCGUCGCACACGGAUGGGCACCGAAGUAGCCUGCGGCGCAGCCGCAGGCACGACUCGAUCGAGAAACCGCCGCUCUUCUUCGCCUGGCAAACGCCAGCUCCGUCCAGGGCCCCGCCAACGACGCCAGCCGCUGACCUCGAAGCGCCACGACUUGCCGCGGCGCCAUUGCCAACGACAGCUGCGCCGCCAAGUACCUCGUGUCAAACCGUGGUAUCGAGUCCACCCAGCGUGCCUCAAGCGACACUGGUCAUGCCAUCACCGCAGCCCAUGCUGCAGCCGGCAGUCGUUCUCUCGACCCAGUCGAUGGCGCCCACCUACGUGCAGCCACCUGCCCAGAUCAUGUACCCGUGCAUGUAUUACCCAAUGGCGACACCAGUGCAGCAAGCGUCGACGACUCCUGCAACACCGCCGAUAGCACCCCCUGUAGCACCUGCCAUCGCACCACCACUUGCGACGGCGGCGCAGCGAGAAAAGCCUCGUGAGAAAGCGGUGUACCCGCCGGGGAUGCCACCGUGGAGCGCCGUGUCAUCGCCGCCCGAGCUGCUGCUACCGGGCAAAAGUACAUCCGAAGCGUCCGAGUACUGGAUAUGGCUGCACUGGUACGCGUCGUGGCAGCUCUACUACGAGCAAGGCCGCGAGCCAUCGUCGAGCCAGCGCCAGUCGCGACGUCUCGCCAAGCUCAUGGCAUCCCUUAUGGAAAAAGAGGCGUCGGCUUACCGAGCGUCGAAACGCAGCAGCCGAGCCCCUGCCGCAUCGACACGCAGCCGCCACGUGUCCAAGGCCAAGAGCAGUCAUGGCUUAGCUCCGCCAGCCGACGUAUGGUGGCUCGACGUCAGCGGCUCGCGAAAGACGCGGCAUCGCACCAAGCACACCGCCACGAGGUCGCCCGAGACGCCGACACCAGCAGUCGACACCUCGGACGCUAUCCUGACCCUGGAGGAGUUGGCUAUCUGAGCCCGUCAUCGCCCUGUCUUGCGUGUGAAUCAAUCAUAUGUGU
Messenger RNA from Saprolegnia parasitica CBS 223.65, 1039 nucleotides. RefSeq lists its product as hypothetical. Lineage: Eukaryota; Oomycota; Saprolegniomycetes; Saprolegniales; Saprolegniaceae. The transcript is spliced from 2 exons. The record is from RefSeq and is a predicted model, not a curated record. Bases 10 to 996 code for a protein of 328 amino acids.